Oncorhynchus masou masou (cherry salmon) is the source of this 1531-nucleotide messenger RNA. RefSeq names its product ly6/PLAUR domain-containing protein 6B-like. The transcript is spliced from 5 exons. Gene Ontology annotation, molecular function: acetylcholine receptor regulator activity. Lineage: Eukaryota; Metazoa; Chordata; Actinopteri; Salmoniformes; Salmonidae. The record is from RefSeq and is a predicted model, not a curated record. Bases 165 to 716 code for a protein of 183 amino acids.
CCGCUGCGUCUGCUGCCCUGUCAACCACACCGAGACGAGGCAACAUGGGUCAUACACCGAAGUUUUAGGCGACGAAAAAUAUAACUACCUCACAAUUUUCAACUAAAUCCAGAAAGAAACUGACCAAACAUUGCCAAAGUGGUUCAGGUUGCUGAUAGACUGUGAUGAUGUCAUUCUCCAUGGCCCUGCACCUCACCGCUGUUAUCCAACUCCUGGCGCUGGUGGCCAUAUGUGACCAGGUUACAGCUGAUCACAUCAACUUCUACAACGUCAAACCACCUGUGGAAGCCACUCCAUUCCCUAAGAGCUUCAAGUGCUUCACCUGCGAGCAAGCUGCAGACAACUACAACUGUAACCGCUGGGCUGAGGACAAGUGGUGUCCACAGAAUACACAGUUCUGUAUGACAGUGCACCACUUCACCAGUCAUGGCAAAACCAAGUUUGUGACCAAAAAGUGUGCUGCCAGGGAGGUGUGUCACGCUUCAGGCUGUAGACAUCACAGGGACAUGGGUCACACAGAGUGUGUGUCGUGCUGUGAGGGUAUGAUCUGCAACGUGGAGGUCCCCACCAACCACACCAAUGCUGUGUUUGCCAUGAGGCAGCAGGCUUACAACUCAGCCCCACCCCAGGCCCCUGUGAUGACAGCGUGGGGCUGCUGCUGGUUGACAUUACUCACCACCCUGGGCCUGGGGUUGACCAGACUGGUCCUACUGUGACACUGCUGUCCCUCAGAGCAUGUCCCUAUAGAGGGGACCAGACUAUACCAGACCAGCAUGUUCCUCUGAACAUGGAGGAUGUGUGUUGUUACAAGUGUGGUGGUAAUCUGUGUUAAAGAUGUCACAUAGAUCAAUCGGACAAUCACGAAGGACUACAGCAGUGUCCUAAUGAAUGAUGCUUGGUUUGUUAACAUUGGUUGCAUCUACAUAAGCCAAUGGGACUGGAGAAAGCAUCCAUGGAAUCAAUUGAAUUGGACAAAGACCAAUGGUCAGUUGAUCUAUAGAACUGGAUGUAGCUUGCCAGCUAGUGGAGUUGGCAAGCAGAGGAGUUAGCCGGAAGGGUUCAAGGAGGAUCAUGCCCAUCAUAAGUCUAAUGUCCAUUGCUGAUUCAAAGAUGGAUGCCCAGUGACCGAUCCUUCAAUCAGCCUGGGCCAGAGCCCAAAACUACUAUACGGAGCAUGCCGAAUGAGAUGCUGGAACCUGGAGAUUUUAAAUGUUUCACAGAACAUUCCCUAGGAUUAUUCAUGGUCCUGGGAAUGUUAAUCGUGUGUUCUCUGUGGGAUUUUGCAGCACUGCAGGGCACACAUGGCCCAGGAAUGACUGGACACAUAGGCAUGCCCCAUGCCCAUUGGAUCAGGGAGAACUUUGGGAGAUGAUAGACAUGGAAUCUGGUGUAAAUGUAUUAGUACUUGAUCCAUAGUAUGGCACAAAAUGAAAGCAUUUUGCACUUGAAUGUUUUGUUAAGAAAUAUUGUUACUUGUAUUUUUUUUUAGCAUAACUUGUGAAUAUCCUUAAAUAAAAUGGAAAGAACUAUA